GUUAUUAUCUCAGUCACACUAGCGUUUGGCUUCAUACUUCACAGAAGAAGCCUCGAGUAAACGCUUGCGAUUCACCUCGAUGCCGUUAGUAAUACAUCUCAGAGUAAAUUCAGAGUUUUAUAAAGAGUUUCUAGGUAGGCGACAGUAUUGUGAGAGAUUUAUAUCCACCAUGUCGAAGGCAACCAAACGCAAGCACGUAGUGAAAGAAGUUCUGGAGGAUUGCGUCACACCCACUGAAGAGCAGCUCAUCAUGAGGGUCUUAGGAAGUAACGGCAAUAACCUCCAUGAAGCUGUGACCGGCAGUGGCGAGAGAUUUCUGAUCAGCAUGCCUACAAAGUUCCGCAAGAACAUCUGGAUCAAACGUGGAGACUUUGUCAUCGUUGAUCCCAUCAAAGAAGGUGGAAAGGUGAAAGGAGAAAUCAGCUCUAUUCUUUAUCGGGACCACAUACAGUACCUGAGGAAACUUGGUGUCUGGCCAGAAGGAUUCCAGGAAGGUCGCACAUCCAGCGAGAGGAACGAGGGAUUAACAAAUGAGAAAAGCGAAAGCAAAACGGAGGAGGGUGACAGCGACUCCGAGGAUGAUGACAGCGAUCUCUUUGUGAACAACAAUCGUGCCACGGUUCUCUACAGCGAGAGUGAGGAAGAGAGUGAUGAGGAAAAUAAAGAGGAGGAAGAUGAAGAAAGAACAAAAAAUGACCUGUAAUUGCAAAAAUACUGGAUAUGUAUACAAUAGCAUGACCAAGAUUAGAUUUCAACGAUAUUGCAACCUUCACUGCGCUUUAAAACCUGAAUAAUACCACAGUGAUGCGUGAGACUCAGGGCUGGAAUUAGGUUGUUUUUUUUUACAUUUAAUUUGUGUUUCCAAUCACAAAAUCAUUUUCUUUUUGUUAAAAAGAAACUGAUUGUGUAUCAUAAUUGUAAAUAAGCUAUUGUUAUAAACUUUAAUACUUUUGUAAGCUCAUUUUUUUCCCCUACAUUUGUCAAUCAAAUAAAAUGUAUAUAUCAGAAUGACA
This is a messenger RNA of Myxocyprinus asiaticus (Chinese sucker), 1013 nucleotides long. RefSeq names its product probable RNA-binding protein EIF1AD. Bases 80 to 703 code for a protein of 207 amino acids. Gene Ontology annotation, biological process: translational initiation. Gene Ontology annotation, molecular function: RNA binding; translation initiation factor activity. The record is from RefSeq and is a predicted model, not a curated record. Gene Ontology annotation, cellular component: nucleus. Lineage: Eukaryota; Metazoa; Chordata; Actinopteri; Cypriniformes; Catostomidae. The transcript has 5 exons.